Manis javanica (Malayan pangolin) is the source of this 8613-nucleotide messenger RNA. RefSeq names its product VANGL planar cell polarity protein 1 (gene VANGL1). NCBI's taxonomy places the organism in Eukaryota, Metazoa, Chordata, Mammalia, Pholidota, Manidae. The record is from RefSeq and is a predicted model, not a curated record. Gene Ontology annotation, biological process: multicellular organism development. Gene Ontology annotation, cellular component: membrane.
GGAAGCGGAAAGCAGCAGCGCGGCGGCGGCGGGGCUCUGCCUGUACGGGAGCCCAGCGCAGGCCGCAGAACCGGGGCCGCUGUGAGCCGAGACCGCGGGCCGCGAAGUACGCACGGCCGGCGCGGAGAAUUUGUUCCUGUUGAAGAGUGGCACCUUGGUUCCCAGACCCAUUGAGGUUUUAGGAGUCUAGUAGGUGAAAUUCUCCAUCUCUAAGGAGAAACAAUACCUGCUCCUCAUCAAGAGCAAGCCCUCCAUUGCUAUGGAUACCGAAUCCACAUAUUCUGGAUAUUCUUACUAUUCAAGUCAUUCGAAAAAAUCUCACAGACAAGGGGAAAGAAAUAGAGAGAGACACAAAUCACCCCGGAAUAAAGAUGGCAGAGGGUCAGAAAAAUCUGUCACCAUUCAAGCUCCUACUGGAGAGCCCCUGUUGGCUAAUGAUUCUACUCGGACAGAGGAAGUUCAGGAUGACAACUGGGGAGAGACCACCACGGCCAUCACAGGCACCUCAGAGCACAGCAUCUCACAGGAGGACAUUGCCAGGAUCAGCAAGGACCUGGAGGACAGUGUGGGACUGGACUGCAAGCGUUACCUGGGUCUCACUGUCGCCUUGGUCCUUGGCCUUCUAGUGUUCCUCACGCCCAUUGCCUUCAUCCUGUUGCCUCCCAUCCUGUGGAGGGAGGAGCUAGAGCCCUGUGGCACCAUCUGUGAGGGACUGUUUAUCUCUGUGGCAUUCAAACUCCUCAUUCUGCUCAUCGGGACCUGGGCACUCUUUUUCCGCAAGCAACGAGCCGAUGUGCCGCGGGUAUUUGUGUUCCGUGCCCUUUUGCUGGUGCUCAUCUUUCUUUUUGUGGUUUCCUAUUGGCUUUUUUACGGGGUCCGCAUUUUAGACUCUCGGGACCGAAAUUACCAGGGCAUUGUGCAAUACGCGGUCUCGCUAGUGGACGCCCUCCUCUUCAUCCAUUACCUGGCCAUUGUCCUGCUGGAGCUCCGACAGCUGCAGCCCAUGUUCACACUGCAGGUGGUCCGCUCCACUGACGGCGAGUCCCGCUUCUACAGCUUGGGCCACCUGAGUAUCCAGCGAGCAGCACUGGUGGUUCUGGAAAAUUACUAUAAAGAUUUCACCAUCUAUAACCCAAACCUCCUAACAGCCUCCAAAUUCCGAGCAGCCAAGCACAUGGCCGGGCUGAAAGUCUACAACGUAGAUGGUCCCAGUAACAAUGCCACUGGUCAGUCCCGGGCAAUGAUCGCUGCAGCUGCUCGGCGAAGGGACUCCAGCCACAACGAGUUGUAUUAUGAAGAGGCAGAACAUGAACGGCGGGUGAAGAAGCGGAGAGCGAGGCUGGUGGUUGCAGUGGAAGAGGCCUUCAUCCACAUCCAGCGUCUCCAGGCCGAGGAGCAGCAGAAAGCCCCGGGGGAGGUGAUGGAGCCCCGGGAGGCCGCGCAGGCCAUCUUCCCCUCCAUGGCCCGGGCUCUGCAGAAGUACCUGCGCACCACGCGACAGCAGCAUUACCACAGCAUGGAGAGCAUCCUGCAGCACCUGGCCUUCUGCAUCACCAACAGCAUGACGCCGAAGGCCUUCCUAGAGCGUUACCUCAGCGCGGGCCCCACUCUGCAGUAUGACAAGGAGCGCUGGCUCUCGCUGCAGUGGAGUCUCGUGAGUGAUGAGGCUGUGACUAACGGACUGCGGGAUGGAAUCGUUUUUGUACUUAAAUGCUUGGACUUCAGCCUUGUAGUCAAUGUGAAGAAAAUUCCAUUCAUCGUACUCUCUGAAGAGUUCAUAGACCCCAAAUCUCACAAAUUCAUCUUUCGCUUACAGUCUGAGACAUCAGUUUAAAAGUUCUAUAUUUGUGGCUUUAUUAAAAAAAAGAAUAUAUAAAUAUAUAUAUAUAUAUAUGUAUACCAGAAGGGCAUCAUUUUUUUAUUCUUCUUCAUUGCUGACUGAAGCUGGCAGAUGACAGACCAGUAUCCUUCAACCGUCUGCACUUUAUUUGGAAGGAAGCAGGGGAUGUCCACCCUGGAGAAAAGGGACUGACGGCAUCUAUCUGGCUUUUGUGGAUGGGACUUCUCAAGAAGCCUUUCCUGGGUGUUUGUAUGACAGCUGUAAACCAAAGCGGAGCUGGCGGUUCUCGGGAGCCUCGCCUUACAGCAGUAGUCCCUGCCUUUUGUCCAGCACCACGCCCUCCUGUUGCUUCUGCUCAGCCCACUCAUAGACUUCUAGGGAGAUAUAUAUCUUCAUUCUGUUUUAGGAAACCAGACACAACACAUCCACGUAUGUGUUUGUGUAUGUGAAUGUCCAGGACCGUAUCACCCACGGGAGCCACGGGCUGUUCAGGAAAUGCCUGCCUUCAUCUUUGUUCUCUGUUGCCUUAGGUUCUGCACAGAAAGAUCACAACAAAAAUGUGCAUUAUCAGUUUACAUCUCUUAAUGAUUUUUUUUUUUCCCAAAGAGAAAACCUGACUGCCCUGUUUAUGACCCUGCUUCCUUGAACAGGAAGCCCUUGAUUCCUAGCCCUGUGAUUGCCCACCCAUCUCACUCCAUCCCCGCCUCCCCUGCACAUACCACACCCCCACCUGGCUGGUAGGCCUGGCCAGGGAAGCCCAGCCCUCCGAGCUGCCUGAGGCCUGCCUCUCCACUGGUGCCCUUGGUUGGGCUCUGUGCACAGCUUCAUGUGGGUCCCCCGGAUUGUUUGUACAGGGAGAGCAGGCUGGCUAGGGUCCCCUUUUAGGCCUCCCCUUUCAGUUUCUCCUCUGCUUGGAAGGACGGGGGAAGACUGACACUGUGACAGCGGGGCUGGCAGGUUCAGCUUGCAGCCUCUAACUUCCCAGGGACAGUUCUCACAAAGCUGCGUAGCAGGCUGCCCUACUAAGGGAGACCAAACAGUGCCCACUCCAGUGACAACUGCUGCUGUCCAUUCUGAUUUCUGACCACCAUCACUGUGCAACUCUACCACUUAACUACCAGAGAAGGGGCUGGUUUGACCUCUGCUGCUGAAAUUGCUUGUAGUUGGUGAAGUGCGGAGAAGGAAUGGUCCAGCUGCAAAACUUGGGGAAGGGUAGGGAGCCGGUCUGAUGGUACAGAACGAUGCUUCUGGGAUCUGUUUCUUAAGUGCAGCCAGUUUCUGGGGGCUUCCCCUGGCUGGGGAGCAGAGGUGGCCAAGCUGCUGGUGGAGCACCCGUCCCGGUGGAAGUGUGCUGUGGGGCGCUCCUCACGGGGCCAUGUGGAUGCCUUGUGGUAUGCUGUCCACCCCUCCACUUGCCCUUCUGUAUCCACCACAAACCUUUACAAAGGAUUCACUCUUGCUCUUCCCAGGUAUUUAGGGUACUCUGUUACCUUGCUGUAGUAAAGGAUGACUCUGUCAGAAUGCUCUGUGUGUGUGUAUGCAUGGGUACCCAUCCACCAGUGGUGCAGUAUUUGUGUAUCAUUUUUGUAAAUUACAGCUGGAUUUGGAUAUUUGUAAUAUACUUGUACCUGAAAAAGUAAACAGCAGUCUUGAAUCAACAAUCUUCAACUCAAAAAGUUGUGCUGGAAAAGAAGGAAAGAGAAUCCAGGCAGUGUGAUGUGGAGCUAAGAUGCAGGUUGAACUAUGCGGUCCUGUUUAUGAAAACCACACACUGUGUAACCAUGGUGCUUUUGUCUGCUUUCUUUUUGCCUCUGGGUCCCUUCAAACUGGAUGUUCCUUAUGAUAUCUUUCUCAGGAAAUAUAUUUUGGGAGAUGGGGCAAGGGAUGGUGAAUGUGUAUGAGACUUGGGACGUGUAAAGAUUAUAAUAUCCCAGACCAAAUGUGUCCGAGGCCCCUGCACAGUAGCACAGCAGGUGGAGUGCCAUACACAGUUCACGUUGUUCAUUCAUAGAACGAGUAGUUCAUCUACACUGUUUGUCGGCAUUUGGAAAUACUGUGCUUCCAGCACUAUCUUAGAUGACCAGCCUGGAAGGGGUUAAGUUAGACUCAUUUGGUGCAUGCAUUCCCAGCAGAUUGAAAAGAGGCUUAAAUUAAGGAAUUUGUUUUCUUUCUACCCCUUUUUGUCUCUUCUAGUCUCUGCAUAGGAGAAUGUCAGAUUUUUUGAAAUUAUUGUUUCUGUUUUAAAUUGAAUAUUGAUUUUUUUACACUGACUUUGUAUUGAGUCCUUUUUGAAAGAAUAACAAAAUAAAGUGCAGGAUCUUUGUAUAAAGCCUUCGUACUUUCAAACUCUUAAUAGCUCGAGUUAACUGGUGCAGUGGGAACAAUGUAAAUGGCUUUAAAAAAUUUAAGGUUCAGAAAGCUCUGUCACACAAUUGAACACAAUGUGUUUUUAUUUCAGUUCUUGGAACCAAUAAGCUUUCUUUUUAAAAGGGGUAAACUGUGCCCUAGGGCUUGGUGAGUAUAUGACACAUUGACAUUAGAGGAGACAGGAUUUCAUUUGUCUUUAAUGUUUAUAGAUUUUCUGUAACUUUCAACCCAAGUUAUAAAAAUGUGAACGUUAAGUUUUAAAGAGUAGAAGACCUUAAUGAGAAAUGCAUGGCUGAGAUCACUCUUUCCUGGUGAUGUUUUAAUCAGCAGAUGACUUUUGUUCUUAAGUGUGUACUUUUGAAGAUAAUGACAACUUUUAAUCAUCCUUGAACUAAAUGUUAAGAAGUCGACAUUCUUAGGGUUGGAAGGGAUUAGAAGGUUUUAUAGUUCAUACAUCCUUUGUGUGAUCAGUUAAGUCAAAACCUGUAGUACUUUUGCUAAAAUUCACAAGGUGUAAGCCCUAGAGAAAACAACCAGUUUUUGGCCCAGCUAUCACUGUCUCCCUUUCUCCCUCUGUCCUUCCUUUCCAAAUCUCUGGACAGGACCCAUCUGUACAGCAGAUGGGGAGAGGUGGGUGGCCUGUGUGUGAGUGAUGGGGCUCCUUGUUGGAGCUUGGAGCCCUUCUCCAUGGGGUGGCCGCGGCUCUGCUGGGUGUACAGGAUGGGCACGAGGUGUCCCCCACCCCAACCACUGGGUGGUAUUCCACUCUCACCUUCGUGUCUCAUCUUUGUUUUGAGUGCCUUUGUUUAGAUACUGCUACAGCUCCGUGGCAAGCCACAGGCCUGCUGGGCUGACAGAAAGUGAUCACCCUGCACAUCCUCCCUCACUCCCCACACCUUUAAGAGUGAGUGCCCAUUGGGCCCUUGGUUUACUCUCUCCUAGCUGUGCCCUGCUACCUAAGGCUUCCUAAACGGGAUGCAUAUUUGUUUCUGGAUUUGUGUUUCUGUACCUGUGAGCAUUCCUCUGAGUGUAAUUACCAGAUGGACAACAUGUUUGUAUGCUAGACAUCUGACCUCUGUGUUAUCUGUAGCUGAUGGGCAUGUGGCCCAGCAGAUGACGGCUUCGGUAUGUGUUUCCAUGGGUGAGUGGGUGUCUGUUUCUAUGUAUGUCCUAUAUUGGAGAGAUUUCCUAACCUAGCACCCAUCUUUUGGGAGGUUACUCUAAAGCCAGUUAUUUUUCCCUCCCCUUCUUCAUUCCUCUCGCUCAGUUACACUGGCUUUUCCCCAGGAGUAAAUGGCUUUUAGCACAGAAGUGGUCUGGAGAGCUUGCUGUCCUGCAGACAAGUCCAUCAGACCCUUUCUUGCAUCGAGACCCUAGGACCCCAAAACAGCAAAAAAUGUUAAAAGAAAGGUCAAGCUCUAUCAGUUCCUGCCCCAACUUCACUACCCUCGAAGCCUUACUCUGUAUUUCUCAAAACUUAAAAAAAAAAUCAGCUUCUUAAAAAAUAAGACUGAUUAUACUAAAAGCACAGAAAUGUUAACAUAAUAUUUAAGUCAUGCAGCAGAUACCCUGUGAUUAUAAAGUGCUAUAAGUAUUUCUGGGUAGUGUUUGUGCUUUCUGGAUCUGUUACAAAAAAAUAAAUCACUACUGUGAAUUUACUACUAUGUAACCUUGUGGUCAUAUUCCAUUAUAAAUAAAAUAUAAAUCGUUCUUAAGCCCAUGGCACAUUCUUGAAUGGUAUUCGGUACAGUAGUGAAUUGAGGUAGUUUAGACACUACAUUGAAAUUGCUGCAGUCUUGUGCUUUAACCAAAUGGAUCCUGAGAAAAUUUGAUUUCAGUCGCGUCUUUAACAAAACAUAUUUUGGUCAAAGAAGGAAGAGAAAGGUACUAACAGAUUUGUCAGGUACUGUGUGUUAGGUAGUGUUCUAGAAUACGAAAUCCUAGAAGGCAGGGGUUUUCUCAGUUUUCCUGGUGAGGAAAAGGAUGAUCAGAGAGGGAGGGACACGCCCCAGGUCUCAUGGCUACUAAAUGGAAUUUCAGCUCUAAUGUUGAUUCCAGUCCCUCUGUUACUGUACCUUGAAGUAUGAUCCGAGUGAUGGGGAUAUGGAGGAGGGACCGUAGGGCACUUAACCUUGAAUCUGAGCCUGGGACCGGCAUUCUCGGCAGGUGGAAUCCUGUUUUUUUUUUUUACUUUGGGUUUGCCCCAGAGGUGUGGCUCCAGCGGACACCUUCCCACCCUGCUGGCACAUUUAGGAUUUUCAAUGGAAAGUGCUCGAUAGUCGCCCUCCGCCCAGGAGACCCAGGCCUGCCAGCACCUGGUCCUGCCACAGGCCAGGUUGCAGUGUGUGCAGCUGCCGCCCUUCGCUUCUGCCCCCGCCCUGCUGUCGGGCUGGUGGGUCACCUUGGGCCUUGGACACCUGAGCUGUCAUUCAGAAGGAACUGCCAACCUGGCCUUCUGAGCUAAGCAAGAAUCCUCUCUGUCAACCUGUGCCCCAAACGCUUCCCCUGGUUGGGGUAGGAGAGGGCCGAGCACAGGGAGGUUUACAAUUGGAGGCCUGGCCUCCCUCCCUGACAGGGGUGCUGAGCAAACAGUUUGCAUCCCACUGUUUUUCUCCACAUUUGCCCUCAGGAGUUUUAACAGAACAGCCGUAAAACAAGACUCUGAAAACACAGUUUUCCUCUACUCCAAUAUCUUUAAGUUUCUGUUUAGUUGUGCAUAAGCUACCUUUUUCUCUCCUGCUGUUCACUUCCCAUGGAUGACAGGAAAGGGAAAAUGUGUUCACAUUAUCUCGGCAUUGCUACACAUUAGGAAUUUGGACAAAUUUUCAAAGGGUAGAUAAGAAAAGUAAAACUACUAAAUAAAAUGAGAUUUUCAGACUGCAAGUCUUUUCUUACCAGACUUUGUGUCAUUUCUACUUAGAUAAUAUAAUUUGCUUUGUUUAACUUGUAAAAUAAAUCUUUUUAAUGGUUGUUUUAAAGAGUACAAUAACUGGUACAACAUUGUAUCCUAACGUUACAGCAAAUUUCUGCCUUGGAUGUAGCAGAGUGAAAGGUUACUUGCGAGUCUAAGAGUCUACAACUUACGUCUCUUAGCUUGAAAGCAUCAGUGUUUUGUCUUAGUAGAAUAAAAACACUCUUAUCUUAAGCCUUGGAGACAAAUGUGACAAACCCCUGCCUAGGCUUUUAUCUGGAGAGUGCCUUUGGCAAUUCUUUUGGCACUGAAAUAAUACUUGGGUUAAAAUAUUUGAAUGUACAGUUGUCUGGUUUGUAUUUCCUUCUGUUUAUCUGAGCUUUCCCUUGACCUGAGCUGUCAUUCAGAAGGAACUGAUCAUGUAGGAGUUUUUAAGCCCCACAAAAGCCCAAAGCCUAGGAAAGCUUCAUCUCUGAGGACAAGAGACCGUGGCUCAGGGAGUUAAUAAUGGGACCCAGGCCUGAAUGUGGAUGGCAAGUCCAGUUCAGCUCACGGUGUAGGAAUGGAGACAGUUGCAUGUGAUCACCAUUCCAGGGCUAGGUUCAAAGAUGAGGCAGUUGCUUUUCAUUUGCCAGUGCCUCUCUCAGUUAUAGAAAUAAUAGAAUAUUCACUUAGUGUUGAUCAUCAUUCUUUAAAGAAAAGGAACAUAAAAUCCAAACUUUGGUAAUAAUUCCUUAUUUUUAUAAUGUAUGCACUGUAGGUUUUAGUUAAAUAGCAAACUCCCCUGGAACCUCUAAAUUAUGACAUGGCCAUGUUUGAUUUCCAAGCAGUUGUUUAUUAGUACAACUAUUGUAUAGAGUGCAGGGCACCAGGCAGGGUGAGGGUGGGGGUGGAUACUGGCUCACAGGGGUAGUGAGCAUAACUUGCCUUAUCAUGACCACUUCCUCAGCAGAGAUGCUAGAGAGACCAGAAGGCCUGGGCCAGGCCUCACUUGGAGAAGCUUGUCUGACAGUUGCUUUUGUGUUGAAAAACUUAACCUUCUGAAUUCAGAAUCCAGCAUCAACCCAGAAGUUCAGGGACAAUCUGUGUGAGUGUUCUCUUUCAUUAGUUAACACUGUACUUUGUAACUAGGAGGAACAGUUGUACUAACCAGCCUCUACUCAACAAUCAUCACAUGUGUAUGACGAAGUGUGAGUGUGAUUUUCCUGCAUAAACUGGAUGGUGGGCUCUCUUGGGACAUUUUAAACAUGUGAAUGAAUCAUACUACCAGCAACCAUCUGUACAAGUAUGUUUGCAGACAUGCAUAAUGUGUGUGUGAUGAAAUGUCUUCUCAGUGUAACAUCAGCAACCAUGUUAGUGUUCAGGAUAAUGUAGUAUACCUGAAAUACAAGUUACUUUGUUCCCUUUUUGGGACUCCCAUCCUGAUGAACUGUAAAACAUUUUACAGGUCACAUUUUUUAUACUGUAAAACUUGAAAAAUAAAUUCCAAAUUGUA